AUGGCUCCAGCAAAGCGCAAGCGAGGUGCUGCACAAACCUCCAAGAAAGCGCAGAAGAAGACUCAACAACAGAAAGCGAAAUCACAGCCCAAUGUCAAGGUCGACGAGACGUUCUCAGAUGACAACGCGAAUGCAACAGGUGCGACUGUGUAUAUUGACGCCAAAGACGUGAUUUGGGAUGCAGCUCUCAAUCAGACCAACAUUGGGGAGUCCUCAACUAACACGCCACAGUUCUACUUCGUCCAGAUCCUUCGGAGCAAGAAUGGCAAACAGUUCUACACUCACACUCGAUGGGGAAGGGUGGGAGAACUUGGCCAAGCCAAGACGGUAGGUCCCACAUCGCUUGAGUCCGCCAUCAAAGAGUUCGAGAAGAAAUUUAAGGACAAGACCGGUCUGGCUUGGGACGAUCGCAACGAGGAUUCCAAGGGCGGUAAGAAAUACACCUACCUGGAAAAGAACUAUGACGACGACGAGGAAGAAGAGGAGACCGACACAAAGCAAGAUGACUCUGUAAAGUCCAAGUUACCCCUUGCUACACAGCGACUCAUUGAGCUGAUCUUCAACGAAAACCAUUUCAAUGCCGCGCUUGAGGAUCUAGGGUACAAUAAGGAGAAGCUGCCGCUUGGCAAGUUGUCGAAAAGCACCAUCAAAACCGGCUUCAAGUAUCUCCAGGAACUUGGGAGCUUGAUCAAGCACCCAAGUCUUGCACAAAACAAAUACCAGCAAACCCAGAAAGCGGCUCUUGAGUCGUUCUCGAACAAAUACUACUCGACAAUUCCACACAUCACUGGCCGCGUGGCACCGCCAACCAUCGAUGAUAACGACAAGCUGCGGGUCGAGGUCGCCAUGCUGGACACCCUCACUGAUAUGAGUGUUGCCAAUACCAUCAUGAAGGCGCGCGACAAUUCUCGUGACGCCGAAUCCGUGGCUCUGAUCGACAAGCGCUAUCAAGAUCUGGGUCUUUCCGAAAUGACACCCCUUGAGCACGACAGCAAGGAAUACAACGAGCUUGCAAAAUAUCUCCUUGAAUCGUCGGGCACCACGCACAAUCUUCGGUAUCGACUCGAAGACAUCUUCCGGGUGGAGCGCGCAGGCGAGAAAGAGCGGUUCAAAGCCUCCCGCUUUGCAAAGGUCAAGGACUCGAACAAGCUCCUGCUGUGGCACGGAUCCCGCACGUCGAACUAUGGUGGCAUUCUGUCGCAAGGUCUCCGCAUCGCACCGCCUGAAGCACCGAUGAACGGCUACGCGUUCGGCAAGGGCGUCUACCUUGCCGACUGCUCAUCCAAGUCAGCCAACUACUGCCGCGCCAGUAUGUCUGGUGGCACCGGACUCCUCUUACUCUGCGAGGCCGAGCUCUCCAACCCCAUGUACGAGAUCAGUUCCGGCGACUCGAAUGCGCAGGAUCUGUCGCAGAAGUAUGGCGCCAUCGCGACCAAAGGAGUCGGUCGGACGGUGCCUCAGAAGUGGAAGGAUGCGGGCUGUGUGCAUAAAGACCUGAAGGGUGUCAAGAUGCCAGACGGACCAGUCGGUGAUAACAAGACUCUCAAGCAGUCGGGCUACCUGCUCUACAACGAGUACAUCGCCUACGAUGUCAGUCAGUUGCGGCUGCGGUAUCUGCUCAAGGUGAGUAUGUGA
This is a messenger RNA of Cyphellophora europaea CBS 101466, 1635 nucleotides long. RefSeq lists its product as uncharacterized. Gene Ontology annotation, molecular function: NAD+ poly-ADP-ribosyltransferase activity. NCBI's taxonomy places the organism in Eukaryota, Fungi, Ascomycota, Eurotiomycetes, Chaetothyriales, Cyphellophoraceae. The record is from RefSeq and is a predicted model, not a curated record. The transcript has 4 exons. The coding region runs from base 1 to 1635 and encodes 544 amino acids.